AUAAUUCCUUAUUGUUAUCCUGUCUAGAUCACCGUAUCAAGUGGUGUCCAGUAAUGCAUAAUGUACUUACCCAUAAUUCCUCAUUGUUAUUCUGUCUAGAUGACAGUAUCAAGUGGUGUCCAGUGAUGCAUAAUGUACUUACCCAUAAUUCCUCAUUGUUAUCCUGUCUAGAUGACAGUAUCAAGUGGUGUCCAGUGAUGCAUAAUGUACUUACCCAUAAUUCCUCAUUGUUAUCCUGUCUAGAUGACAGUAUCAAGUGGUGUCCAGUGAUGCAUAAUGUACUUACCCAUAAUUCCUCAUUGUUAUCCUGUCUAGAUGACAGUAUCAAGUGGUGUCCAGUGAUGCAUAAUGUACUUACCCAUAAUUCCUCAUUGUUAUCCUGUCUAGAUGACAGUAUCAAGUGGUGUCCAGUGAUGCAUAAUGUACUUACCCAUAAUUCCUCAUUGUUAUCCUGUCUAGAUGACAGUAUCAAGUGGUGUCCAGUGAUGCAUAAUGUACUUACCCAUAAUUCCUCAUUGUUAUCCUUUCUAGAUGACAGAAUCAAGUGGUGUCCAGUGAUGCAUAAUGUUCCAUCCACAGAUUUAUGGAAAGCUCUCCGCAGUGUGACAUUGUCAACUUUAGGAGUUUUAAUAAACUCCACAAAUUCCAUUGCAUGGAAGGAAACUGGGGGAAGGUUUGACCUGGAAAGAAUUAUUAAGAUCAUUUUAGGAAGAACUUUAAAUAACUUAUUGAAGGACAUAACGGUUAUCAUGUCUGAAAUAUACAUGUACAGUAAAACUUGGAAAUGUGAAGAUCUCUUUAGAGGGAACAACUUGGGAUGUGAACAUUUUUCCUCAUAAUAUUCAAAUAAAUAAAAUCAUAAAUAUUCAAAAUUGAUUCUUGUGUUAAAAGAAACAUUUGGUGUAAACACUUCUUCAUGCGAACACUUCUAUUCAGUUAUUAGUGUUUACUUUAGACAGGUUUACUGUACUUGUACUUCCAAAGCACCAUUGUUUGUAUGCAUAUGAAUUGAAUAUUUGAAACUUAACAAAUAUUUCAAAAGUUACAUUGAUUCAUGUUUUAUGUCGCUAUACUCACAUACACAUCAACACAAUAUUCUCCAUUUUCAAUACACUAUAAAUUCAAAAUGUUAUCUCCAAGAGAGUGAAUACAAAAUAAUUGUAAUUAUGCCCUUUAUAUUUUAUAUCAUACUAAAUAUAGCAUAAUGUUAUUAACAAGUCCUAGAUUCUGGGCUAAGUUUUUUAUCCACAUUUUCAUUGCAUUUAAUAGACCUUACAAGGCAAAAUAAUCAAAGAUUUUGAUAAACAAAACUAUUGAAACAUAAAAAAAUGAAAAAAUCAAAAUAACAGCAUACAACAAAAGGCAAACACAUACUAGUAAAAUAAUAAUUGAUUACAUGGUAUAAAUAUCAGAAAAAUAAACAAUUAUUUAAACAUUGUGCCAAAAAUAGUCAAGAGAAUAAGGUUGAAUAAGAAAUAUGUGGCCUGAAUAAAGUUGAAUAAGAAAUAUGUGGCCUGUAUUAUAUUUUAGAACAUGUAUUUUUCAGUCAAAGAGAAUAAAGUUGAAUAAGAAAUAUGUGGCCUGUAUUAUAUUAUUAGUGCAUGUAUUUUCAGUCAAAGAGAAUAAGGUUGAAUAAGAAAUAUGCGGCCUGUAUUAUAUUAUUAGUGCAUGUAUUUUCCGUCAAAGAGAAUAGGGUUGAAUAAGAAAUAUGUGGCCUGUAUUAUAUUAUUACAACAUGUAUUUUUCAGUCAAAGAGGAUAGGGUUGAAUAAGAAAUAUGCGGCCUGUAUUAUAUUAUUAGUGCAUGUAUUUUCAGUCAAAGAGAAUAGGGUUGAAUAAGAAAUAUGCGGCCUGUAUUAUAUUAUUAGUGCAUGUAUUUUUCAGUCAAAGAGGAUAGGGUUGAAUAAGAAAUAUGUGGCCUGUAUUAUAUUAUUAGUGCAUGUAUUUUUCAGUCAAAGAGAAUAAGGUUGAAUAAGAAAUAUGUGGCCUGUAUUAUAUUAUUAGAGCAUGUAUUUUUCAGUCAAAGAGGAUAGGGUUGAAUAAGAAAUAUGGGGCCUGUACUAUAUUAUUAGUGCAUGUAUUUUCAGUCAAAGAGAAUAAGGUUGAAUAAGAAAUAUGU
Owenia fusiformis is the source of this 2118-nucleotide messenger RNA. Lineage: Eukaryota; Metazoa; Annelida; Polychaeta; Sabellida; Oweniidae. The record is from the annotation of a GenBank genome assembly.